UCCGACGGCCCGGUGACGCGGAACCUGGCUGCCCCGCAUCGCUCUUCUCUUCCUCCUUGCCCUCAGCAGAGCCCGCGCUGCCGUCACGAUGCCCGAGGUGAGCACGGAGCACCUGGACGAGCAGCAGGUGCAGCUGCUGGCUGAGAUGUGCAUCCUCAUCGAUGAGAACGACCGUCGGAUCGGGGCGGACACGAAGAAGAACUGCCAUCUGAAUGACAACAUCGACAGAGGUUUACUGCACCGAGCGUUCAGUGUUUUCUUAUUUAAUACAGAAAAUAAACUGUUACUGCAGCAGAGGUCAAAUGCUAAAAUCACAUUUCCAGAUUGCUUUACCAACACUUGCUGUAGCCAUCCGCUGAGCCACUCACUGGAACUGGAAGAAAAUGAUGCCAUUGGAGUUCGGAGAGCAGCACAGAGACGAAUGAAAGCAGAGUUAGGAAUUCCUAUGGAGCAGGUUACUCCGGAAGAAAUCUUCUAUCUGACACGAAUUCACUACAAGGCCAAGUCUGAUGGGAUCUGGGGUGAACAUGAGAUAGACUACAUCUUAUUUGUGCAGAAGGAUGUAACGCUGAAUCCUGAUCCCAACGAGAUCCAGAGCUACUGUUAUGUGACCCAGAAAGAACUGAAGCAACUUCUGGACAGAGCCUCGAGGAACGAAGUCAAGAUUACUCCCUGGUUUAAACUAAUAGCAGAGACCUUUCUUUUUAAGUGGUGGGAUAACUUACAUAACUUGAACAAAUUUGUUGAUCAUGAAAAAAUACACAGAAUGUCAUAGCUGCAGUGAGAGAUGCUGAAGGCUGAAGUGAUGUCUGUGUGGUAACUCGUGACUUGAGUGCAGGGAAAAUGGCCCACCUGGAGCAUGUUUAACAAGUGACUUUGAACAGAUGGUUGUAGCCAAUGAUUUUUCCUAUCUCUUCACCUCUUCUUCCAUCCCAGUAAUAUAAGAAACCCCCUUGAUUCAUCUUUCUGUUACCUCAUGUGGUGCUAAGAACCCUCAGCCUGCGUGUGCCCAGUUUGCUCUUGCUGCCUUGCAGACUUGCAUGUGCUGUAAGGGAGUGUGGGCACUUCCUGCCCAGCUCCUUCGGUAGAGAUGGUGCAUUUUCAAUUUUAUAUCAGUGCAUCUUCCAGAAUGCUAAUUACAAACCCAUGUGAGUUCUGCACUGAUGUGACAGAACUAGUCUGUGAAGAAAAACAAUUAAUUCAAAGUGAUCAGGAGUGCUUUAAUUGCAGAACAGAUCUCUCUGGCUGCUGUACUGUGUAGUUAAUCAGAUAUGUGAAAGCUCAAGUAAUUGGAUCAUCUGUGUGGACUGAAUUUCACUUUGAACUGCUACACAAUGUGUUAUAGCUUUAGAUAAUAAACACUGAUUUUAAAAUUCUUUUUAAAAUCUUUCUAGCCAUCCCCUGCCUAUUUAGUGAGCAAAUACUGCACAUCUUUAAUUAGAAAGUAAUGUUUAAUUACCCUAAAUGUAGAUGGUAGGUAACUACCUACUGACCGUAGCCUGUCCUUGGAGAAGGGAUGUGCAUUGGAGAGUCUUCCUCACCUUACAGAAAACAAGGCAGCUUGAGACAAACUUUUUAUUGCAACAUCUGAUUUCUUCCCAAUGUCCUGGAAAGCUCAAAUCUCCUGAACUCCAAAAUUCAAGAUUGAGAAUCUAUAGGCAUACACAAAGUCUUAAUUUCAGUUAAUUAGAAAAAUCUACUAGAGGGUAAGAGCUAAGCCACAGCCACCCCACAUAGAUUUCUUAAGUUAAUUUCUUUGUGUUUUCUUGGUGAAAUAGGGUAUUUUCCAUACUGAUUCCCCUUACUUGUGAAACAUGAUUUCAACUAGUCUGUGUUUGAUGGCAAGGUAGAUUUAACUUUUCUAGUUUGUUGCUCAUCCCAGUUGUGUCCAUAGUUCCACACUUAGAGGUUUUAGGCCAAGCUGUUGUAUGCUGACCUGAAGCAAAGAAUGGUGGAGGAGGGAAUAGCAAUGCAGUGUAACAGCUGUCUUGAAUUUGGUUUCAUCAGCUACAGUACCUAAGUAGUCUCUUCUGAAUAGCUUUUGAAAUACCUGCCCUACUUUUAAAUGUUCUCUUAAGGCUGACUAUUAAAACUGUUAACCUAAAAA
Molecule: messenger RNA, 2107 nt
Organism: Meleagris gallopavo (turkey)
Lineage: Eukaryota; Metazoa; Chordata; Aves; Galliformes; Phasianidae
Source: RefSeq, a predicted model, not a curated record